This is a messenger RNA of Guillardia theta CCMP2712, 1000 nucleotides long. RefSeq lists its product as hypothetical. The record is from RefSeq and is a predicted model, not a curated record. Gene Ontology annotation, cellular component: axoneme. Gene Ontology annotation, biological process: cilium movement involved in cell motility; axoneme assembly; motile cilium assembly. The coding region runs from base 4 to 906 and encodes 300 amino acids. The transcript has 7 exons. Lineage: Eukaryota; Cryptophyceae; Pyrenomonadales; Geminigeraceae.
AGAAUGGAUUCAGAUACUCUUGCUACAACUUCCGAGUUGCUUGCAGCGGCUUCAGGAUUCUGCUUGACUGUAGAGCAAAGGGCCUUGCUACCAUCAGCGCUAAAGAUCCUGAAGAGUGAACAUGCUUUCGCAAAGGUGUAUUAUUGGGGAAAGAUACAAGGGCUAUCCAGCGAUUACCUGAUUGCUAUGGGGUUGGGGUCGAAGGAGAUUAGCUACAAGGACGAAUCAUUGAAGACCUGCGGAGAGAUCACUGUCGCUGAGUUUUUCGACACCUUGAAACUCUUCAAGAAGAAAUUCUUCCGACUGGGGCCGGACGGGGUGAGUUGGACUGUCUUGCCGGAUGUAGAUGAAGAAGUGAAGAAGAAGUACAGCGAGUGGAGCAGCUCGCUGAAGAAGAAAGGGACUGUGUUCACGCCGCUCAAGGGAGACGCAAGCCAUAAGUACGAGUAUACUGUCGGGGAGGAGACGAAGGAGCUUUCAGAGGACGAGAGGGUAGCCUUCAUGGUGCAGGAGAUCGACGAGGAAUGCAGUGUUGUCCCCGUGGGAUCGUUCGUGCUCAAUUCGUCGCAGCGCGUCAUUGUGAACCCUUACUACAAGGGCCUUGACCUUUCAGCCGCCGUCCGGCUAGAUUCCUACAUGCAUCUCAGAAAACCGAGAACUACUCCUGCCCUCCCCGUCGCUGAACGAUCAGCAUUGAAGAAAUCGACGCAGUUCCUCGACUUUAUUGCAAACGAUCAGCCCAAGGGAUGCUGGUCGCUCAAGCAUGACCCUUCCUCCUCCCUCGUCGUCCUCCGCAGCCUCUCCUUCCCGGGCUUCGUCCAUUUCAACGCCGUCGACUCGCCCGUCCAUGGAGCGAUCUACAACGGGACAGGCGCGAGGAAUUUCGAUUUGCCUUUCAUGCUUUGAGAGAGGACAAGGAGGAGGAGGAGGAGGAGGAGGAGGAGGAGGAGGAGGGACACUGGGUUGUAAGGAAUAAUAUAACAUUCAUGAAGAUAGCACU